AACAAAAGCAGAGAUGAGUCCCGAGCCGCCGAUUCUUACCGUUGAAACAAAUCUUUUUAGCUUAUAUUAAGAAGGGUACUUGUCUAAAGUAUCCAUCAGUCCAGAUCUCAUCCUGGAAAAGAAUGGAGCUUUCUAAAGCAGUGGCUCUAAUUCUACUCUCAUGGUUUCUUUUGCUUCACCAUUUUCAUCAUGCUUCAGCUGAAAGAUCCGUAUACAUUGUUCAUACGGACAAAUCCUCCAUGCCAAAGGCAUUUUCCAGUCACACUUAUUGGUACUCCUCCAUGCUUAAAUCACUAAAAUCAGUGGCUCAGACAUCAUUGGAGGGCCAAAAUUCUGAACCAAAGAUUAUCUACACUUAUGAUAAUGCAUUCCAUGGAUUCAGUGCAGUGAUGACUAAAGCUGAAUUGCAAGCUCUAAAGAAGUCACCAGGGUUCAUUUCCGCCUAUGCCGAUGAUGUCGUCACACCAGACACCACCCAUUCAUAUAAGUUCCUUUCUCUCAACACUGCGACAGGGUUGUGGCCAGCGUCUAACUAUGGAAAAGACGUGAUCAUUGGCGUUAUUGACACUGGAAUUUGGCCGGAAAGUCCUAGCUUCAGGGAUGAUGGAAUGACUGAAAUCCCUGCAAGGUGGAAGGGAAUUUGCCAAGAAGGGGAACAAUUCAAUUCGUCCUCGUGCAACAAGAAAAUCAUUGGAGCUAGAUACUUCAAUGAAGGGUUUCGAGCACAGCUUCCCGACUUAUCGAUAGGUGUGAACUCUGCUAGAGAUGUGGAUGGUCAUGGCACCCACGUUGCAUCAAUUGCUGCCGGAAACUUUGUAGAUGGUGUUUCGUUCUUCGGUUAUGCCCCUGGAACUGCAAGAGGAGUUGCUCCACGUGCUAGGCUGGCGGUGUAUAAGGUCCUGUGGAAUGGAGGCGUUAACUCUGAUAUACUCGCCGGCAUCGACCAGGCUGUGGCUGAUGGAGUCGAUAUAAUUUCGAUUUCUUUGGGUAUUCGUUCGAGUCUUCUAUAUGAGAACCCGCUUUCAAUUGCUAGCUUUGGUGCUAGGGAGAAAGGAAUCAUGGUCAGUCUCUCAGCUGGAAAUCGCGGGCCAAGUGUCAGGACUAUACGAUCAGGAAUCCCCUGGGCUGUGGUGGUAACAUCGGGUACAAUUGAUCGCUGGUUAGCCGGAACAUUGACUCUAGGAAAUGGGAAAGUCAUCACAGGAUGGACCACAUUUCCCGCGAGAGCCUCAGUCAGAAACUUGCCACUCGUUUACAAUGAGACCUUAUCUGAGUGCAGCUCAUCUGAAUUACUAUCAGGAGCCCCUGAGCAGAGUAUCAUUGUGUGCAAUCUAACCAUUGGAAAUACAGAUUUCUCUUCUGCAAUGAACAAUCUACCCGAGUCUAAUGUCCGAGCAGCUAUCCUCAUUGCUGAAGAACCCCCCAUCUUUCGGUCCAAUUUAUUUCCUUUCCCUGGAGUUGUAAUUACUCCGACAGAAGCACGAGAGGUGAUCAAUUAUGCAUCAAGAAGUUCUGCACCAAGAGCAACCAUUGAUUUUCAACAGACAAUUCUCGGGACAGAGCCGAGAGCGGCCCCAGCCUUAUCAGAUGACGCAUCAAGAGGCCCUGCACGAAGUUACGAUGGCAUCUUGAAGCCUGAUCUAAUGGCACCGGGAGUGUCAAUCUUAGCAGCCUAUUAUCCUCACGCUACUGGACCAAGAAUUGGUAAGAAUAUAUUCCUGUCCACGGACUAUACUCUCAUUUCAGGCACAUCCAUGGCUUGCCCUCACGUCUCCGGAACUGCUGCACUUCUGAAAGCUGCACACCCUGAAUGGAGCCCUGCCGCUAUUCAGUCCGCCAUGAUGACAACUGCUAAUCCUCUUGAUAAUACUAAUCAGCCCAUCAAGGAUAUGGCCUUUGAUUACACAGCCGCCACACCUUUAGGCAUUGGAUCAGGACUGGUUGAUCCGAACCGGGCACUUGAUCCAGGCCUCAUUUACGACGUGUCCCAUCAAGAUUUGGUAAAUCUUGUAUGCUCCAUGAAUUUCACUCGCGAGCAAACUCAAACCAUCAUAAGAUCAAGCCACAAUUGCUCAACUCCAUCUGCAGACCUAAAUUACCCAUCUUUCGUCGCUCUUUUUAGCUUUGCAGAAAGAGGAAGGACAUUGACCCGGAGAUUCCAGAGGACUGUGACGAACGUAGGGGAUGGUGCAGCCAGAUACAGAGUUAAGUUGGAAACACCAGAGAAUACCACGGUCAGAAUUCAGCCACAGACUCUGGUGUUUCAAAAGAAAUACGAGAAGAAGAGCUAUGUCUUAACCAUUCGUUAUAAAGCUGAUAUUGAGACUCAAAACAGAGAUGGUUCGCUGACUUGGAUUGAGGAAAAUGGCAAGUACAGAGUCAGAAGUCCCAUUAUGGUUUCUGCAGGGGCUGAUAAUUUCGACUAGUUUUUAUGCUAUUAGUCAGUACUAUAAAUGCUUGUCACUUGGUAUGUAUGACCAUAAAGACAUCCUUGUAUGUCUGGGCGGCUUAUGUUGCCAAAUAAACAAAGGGACAACCACCUUUCUUUAUUUUGGAUGACAUACCCAACUUAGAAUUUGAUGGGAACAGCCUUGAGAAGCACGGCCUUGAACUUUUCCUCCAUGCACGUUUCUUGAAUGAGCUCAAAAUCCUGGAACUACUUGUCUAUUUUAUUUAUAUAAACUUAUAUAUUUUGUC
Messenger RNA from Sesamum indicum (sesame), 2697 nucleotides. RefSeq names its product subtilisin-like protease SBT3. Lineage: Eukaryota; Viridiplantae; Streptophyta; Magnoliopsida; Lamiales; Pedaliaceae. The record is from RefSeq and is a predicted model, not a curated record. Gene Ontology annotation, biological process: proteolysis. Gene Ontology annotation, molecular function: serine-type endopeptidase activity.